AUGAUGUCAUCACAAACAGCCAAAUUCAUAUUUCCCCGAACCCUGGGUGGUCAACACAAAAUCAUCGCGCCAAAACCGUCUAAUCCCAAUCAGACGCAGGAUACAGAGCGAUGUAUAUACGUGGUUCAAGAAUACAACUGUCCGCACCACCCCUCCCUAAACACUCCCCACAUCUUCCACCGGACCCCCUGUCCCCAAGCCCUCCUCCCCUACGCCUCUCAAACCGAUUGUGAAAACUAUCCCAACCACGAAGACGAACUCGUGCAAGUAUCUCGCUACGUUCUCGAGCGCGGCUGCAUGGAAUGCAAAACUUCCGCGCGCAGACGUCGUCAUGAAGAAGCAGCCACGCAUCCUGAGAUUCACAGACGCAUGCAGGAAUUAGGAUUGGGACAGGAAGAAAUCGAUCAUUUUGAAAAGGUGACGAGUAGUUUUUCGGCGAGUAGGAGAGUUUUGGAGUUGGUGAGAGCGAGGGAGAGAAAUGAGAGAUUGAGGAGAGAAGAAGCUCGUGGGGUAUUGUGCAUAGAGGAUGGAAAGGAUGAGACACAGAGCGAAGGUGAAGUAAAGCAGGAAUCAAAGCUCCCUUCUGAGAUGGAUAACCUCGAAGUUAUCACGACUGCGACUCAUGCAUCUUCAGUUGAGGGCCCUAUCGUCGAACAAAACGACAGUGCAGAAAAAGAGCACAAAACUGCACAGCCCCAAUCAAUGGCUAAGAAGGUCGAGAUUCCACGACCCGGAGAAAUCGACGCGAAAAAGAACACCCCUCAACCUUCAGCUGCGUCCACCAAUCUUGAAAGUCCCCCAUCUAGCAUGGCACCCCAAGCCAUCCAAAAAGACGAACCCACACAUCCCCAACCUCGCAGCCCAAGCCCAAGCCCAUCCGCUAAACAAACCACCACCCAAGCAUCCCCCAAGCUCAAGAACUUACCCUCUAACCUCACCCCAGAGGACGAAAUCCCCCUCGUCAACCCUUCAAAUCUACAAUCCAGCGCCCCAGUAGCAAGCGAGCAUCUCAAACAACCUCAAGCUACAGAUAACAAGCUUCCAGGCACCCCCCCAACUUCCAGCCACUCCCCCGAAAAACUAACCGACAACAUCCACCUCGAUAUCGACGCCGAAUGGGAAACAGAUGAGGAGCCCGAGCGAGUCUUUGGAGAAGUGGCGCUUGCGCCUUCGUUUGGAUGUCAGACGGGAGAUGAGUGGAUUGUGGUUGGGAGUUGGGAGCAGUGA
Molecule: messenger RNA, 1227 nt
Organism: Botrytis deweyae
Lineage: Eukaryota; Fungi; Ascomycota; Leotiomycetes; Helotiales; Sclerotiniaceae
Exons: 2
Coding region: 1-1227 (408 amino acids)
Source: RefSeq, a predicted model, not a curated record